Molecule: messenger RNA, 3533 nt
Organism: Alligator sinensis (Chinese alligator)
Lineage: Eukaryota; Metazoa; Chordata; Crocodylia; Alligatoridae
Gene: SLC45A3
Product: solute carrier family 45 member 3
Exons: 4
Coding region: 1-1704 (567 amino acids)
Biological process (GO): transmembrane transport
Cellular component (GO): membrane
Molecular function (GO): sucrose:proton symporter activity
Source: RefSeq, a predicted model, not a curated record
AUGGCUCAGAAAGCGUGGGUCAGCAUGCUCUUCCACAGCCGCAGGGCUCAGCUCUUGCUAGUCAACUCCCUGACGUUCGGGCUGGAGGUCUGCCUGGCUGCCGGGAUCACCUAUGUGCCCCCACUCUUGCUGGAAGUGGGUGUGGAGGAGAAGUUCAUGACCAUGGUUUUGGGGAUAGGGCCUGUCCUCGGCCUGGUCUUCGUCCCGCUGAUCGGAUCCGCCAGUGACCACUGGCAGAGCAGCUAUGGCCGACGGCGACCUUUCAUCUGGGUCCUGUGCCUGGGGGUCUUGCUGAGCCUCUUCACCAUCCCCCAUGCCAACCACCUGGCAGGCCUCUUUGCCCUCGAUGCCCGCCCCCUGGAAAUCGCCUUCCUCAUCCUAGGCAUUGGCUUGCUGGACUUCUGCGGCCAGGUCUGCUUCACUCCCUUGGAGGCCUUGCUCUCGGACCUCUUCCAGGAGCCUGACAAUUGCCGGCAGGCCUUCUCCAUGUAUGCCUUCAUGGUCAGCCUGGGCGGCUGCAUCGGCUACCUCCUUCCAGCCAUUGACUGGGACGGUAGCUUCCUGGCCCCUUACUUGGGGGGACAGGAGAAGUGCCUCUUUAGCCUCCUUGCCAUCAUCUUCCUCGGUUGCGUCCUGGCCACCCUCUUUGUGACCGAGGAGGCCGCAGCACGGACGGACACUCUGAUGGGUCCCGCACUGAAGGACUCUUCCCCCAGGCCCUCGUCUCCCAGCUGCUGCUCUUGCCGAGUCUCCAAGAGCCUCCUGCAAGCGAGCCACAUGGUGCAAGCCGUGAGGAACCUCUGCACCUUGGUCCCGCGGCUGCACGGCCUCUGCUGCCGCAUCCCCAAGGUGGUCCAGCAGCUCUUUGUGGCCGAGCUGUGCAGCUGGAUGGCCUUCAUGACGUUCACAUUGUUUUACACGGACUUCGUUGGGGAAAGGCUGUACCAGGGGGUUCCCAGGGCCAAGCCAGGCACGGAAGCCAGACGUCACUAUGACGAAGGUGUGCGCAUGGGCAGCCUGGGCCUGUUCCUGCAGUGCGUCACCUCCACCUUCUUCUCGACAAUCAUGGACCGCAUGGUGAAGCAGUUUGGGACGCGGGCGGUCUAUCUGGCCAGCGUGACCUUCUUCCCCCUGGCUGCCUUCGUCGUGUGCCUUUCCCGCAGUGUCCUCAUCGUCACCCUCUCGGCCGCCUUGACGGGCUUCACCUUCUCCGCGCUCCAGAUCCUGCCGUACACGCUGGCUGCGCUGUACCAUCACGACAAGCAGGUAUUUUUGCAUAAGUACAAAAGCAAAGAGGAAGAGGACGCUGCUCAGCUGGACAUGAAAACGGGCUUCCCCAAAGGGCCUCUCUCCAGCCAGAAGCUGCCCUACCAGAAUGGCCACGCCGGGGGCCUCUUCUCCUCCCCGCCGGCUCCCAGCUCAGCCCUGUGCGUCAGCUCCCCCUGCGAGGUCUCGCUCAUGAUGAUGGUGGGAGACCCGGACUCCGCAGCACCCGGCCGAGGGAUCUGCCUGGACCUGGCUAUUCUGGACAGUGCUUUCCUCCUCUCUCAGGUUGUUCCAUCCCUCAUCCUGGGGUCUGUCGUCCAGUUUACACAGUCAGUGACUGCCUACAUGGUGUCAGCCGCCGGCUUCGGCCUCGUGGCCAUUUACUUUGCAACCAAAGUUGUCUUCGAUAAGAGCGAUAUGGCCAAGUAUUCCGCGUAGCGAGGACUUUUUGCACGCAGGUGGGCGCGGGGCUGGCGGAUGCACGUGCACACUUAUGCUGUAUGUUACGGGAAUCCCCACGUUUCGUGCCUUCUCCCUAUCUCUAGUGCUAUCUGUGGGAGCCUGACUGUGCUGCCCCGGGGGCACGUGGAAACGGAGAGGAUGCAGGGCUCAUCUCAGGUGUAUAAAGAAGGACAUUGCAACCAUCAGUGCUUUCUGCAUGGUGCCUUUAUCAAAGGCUAGCACUGCACAGGGAGCACCAAAGAGGAUUGCUGAGGUCAAAGGGGAAAGAAGAGUGUUUGCCUUCAGCAGCAGGGAGGGGCAGUGACAUUGUGUGUGCAUGUGUGUGGGGGAACUCCUUUUGCAAAGAGGGGAGCUGAAACCCUGCCUUGCUCGAGGUGGGGAGGUUCUUAUCUUGGCUUUGAACCAAAUUCCCACCUCUAGCUGGUGUGAACUGGGAUAUUCGGGGAGAGGAGGCCUGGCAUGGGGUGUGCUGGCAGAGGUAGCAGGGAAGCCCCAUGCCCGAGUGAGCUCAGGUUUCUGCCGCGUUGGCUGAGCUGCCCGGAGGGGCUGCUGGCUGGCGUGAGGGCGCUGGCAGAGACCAGCAGAGCUGCGGUGGGGGCUGUGCGCGCCUCGCCGCCUCUGUUAAUCCCUUUGCUCUUACAAGCACUGGAGUGAUGCACAGCCAGGCCUCCCUUCUGAAUGGGCUCUUUGCUUUCUGCACCCAAAGUGCCUGGCACCGAUCUGCAGCGCCUUUAUAAAAGGGCUUGGCCAGAGGCAGCAAACAGGCUGUGUUCACAAGGCCCCCUGCUCAGUAUUUUAUAGCAUGGGUCAGACCUCAUUAGCCUGACCAUUAACCUACAGUUAAGUGCAAUAAUCCAUGGCAGGAUGUGAGGGUCCUGGUGUCCUCCGAGCUCCCCAGAUGCUGGAAGCACUUAGCCCCUGACCCCCAUGCUUGCCGUGUGUUUAUGUGGUGCCCCUUCCUGCUACCCCUGCCCUGCAUGGAGCCUAGAGGUUAAAAUCUGACAGCUUUCUCACUGCAAGCACGGGAACUGAUGAGAAGCGGAGGCUGGGGAACCGCCAUUGCCCGUAGUCUUUAGGGCAGGUGAGAUCUGUAUUGGGCAGGGAUGGUUCAGGUAUGGCUUAGUCCCCCCGCCGGGGCAGGGGGUUGGACUAGAUGAGCUCUGAAGGACCCUUUCCCACCUUGUUUUCUGCGACUGCUGAUGCAAUUGCAGCUUCCUCCGUCUCGUGUUGCCCCACAACAACCCAGUGGGGGAGAUUUCCUGGAGCCAUGAUAACACCCAUGGACCUGACUCCUAUAGGAAGCGUAUGAAAGCCGGGUUCCCACCUACUCAGUCUGCCCCAAGCCAAUGCAAAGCUCCUCCAUUAUCCUGCCCUCAGGUACAGCCUCCUGAUGAUACAACUGGGGGCUGAAUUUGCCUCCCAGAGACUUCUCUAGAAUUGACUGCUCCGCAUGUGUGUACCAGCUCCCUGGGCUCAGGGAGACCCUCCUGCUCGCUCAAUAGAUAUUCGUGUCCUCGGCCCCAAAAGUGAUUAUCUUCUGGUGGCAUCCGUGCAGUAGGGGACUUGUGAGGCGGGGCGAAUUGCUGGAAUGUGCCCCUCUAAGUCCCCUCCAUCCUCCUCCACCAAAACCCCACAUCCAGCCUUUCAAGCGCGAGUAGACGUGGCUCUCCCCUGCCUCCAACUGGUAUGUUGUUUUAAAUAGAAUCUGCUAGUUCAUGCAUAUUUAAUCAUGCAUUAGAGUAACCGGUCUUUGCAAUUACUGAGUUGCAGAUGAGGUGGUAUUGACUGUGAGGAAGCCUCUUUGU